Messenger RNA from Verticillium dahliae VdLs.17, 1155 nucleotides. RefSeq names its product C6 zinc finger domain-containing protein. The transcript has 3 exons. Gene Ontology annotation, molecular function: DNA-binding transcription activator activity, RNA polymerase II-specific. The record is from RefSeq and is a predicted model, not a curated record. NCBI's taxonomy places the organism in Eukaryota, Fungi, Ascomycota, Sordariomycetes, Glomerellales, Plectosphaerellaceae. Gene Ontology annotation, biological process: regulation of transcription by RNA polymerase II. The coding region runs from base 1 to 1155 and encodes 384 amino acids.
AUGCAAAGAUUGCAAGCGUCGAAAAGUCAAGGUGGCAAUGCCCUCACAGACGUCUCCAGUGACACUCGAACGCCCAAGGAACCUCCGUCUGUAGUGGGAUCCCCGGCAUCAGUGACGGCUACUUCCACUACCGAUUUCAUUCAUCUCGACAUUGCCCUUGAUCCAAGGCUGACUGGGCCCGUGGCAGCGCCAUCUCCUCCACCUGGCUGGAACAGUCGAGAUCUCGAGCUCAUGCACCAUUUCACCAUAUCAACGUGCGACACGUUGACGUCGCGCGAGGACAUGAGGCACGUCUGGCGGGUCACCGUCCCGCAGGAGGGCUACAAGCACUCGUACGUCAUGCACGGCAUGCUCGCCGUGGCCGCCGUCCACAAAGCGCAGCUCGUGCCCAGCGAGCGACAGAUGUACAUUACCCUCGCAGCCUACCACCAGUCGCUCGGCCUCGAGGGCUUCACGCCGCUCAUGUUUGACGUUAACCGCGACAACUGGAAACCCAUAUUCUCGUUCGCCAGCAUCGUCGUGUUGUAUGUGUAUCUGCUGCCAGCACGCUCAGAAAACCAGCGGCUUCUGACGCCAUUUCCGUCCAUACUGGAGCUGUUCAGCUUUGUGCGCGGCAUCCAGUCCAUCAUGCAGAAAUUUGUAAACUACAUUCCGCGCACGAGCUUUGCGCCGAUCAUUUGGAGCGUCUGGAUCACAGAUGUAGACGAUCCCAUGAACCCACACCCACCCCUCGAGAACUCGUGCCUGCCUCGGGAUGUAUACCAAGCGCUGAAGCGCCUUGAAUCUGCCUUUGACGGCGGAAUGCGGGCAGACUUUAGGGACGAUUACCUCAAGGCGAUAAACGAGUUGAUGAAGGUCACCCGGCUCUUGGCGCACGCCGGCGUCAGUGUCGAGAGCGGCAUGGUCAUGUUCUGGCCGUACGUCAUUCCGGAGCGGAUCAUGCUUGACAUUGAGGCCCUGAACCCGCACGCUCUCCUGCUCCUGUCCUAUUACUGUGUAUUUCUCAACAUAUUGGAAGGCCGCUACUGGUACAGCAGGGGUUGGGCGAAGCCACUGAUGGCAGAGAUUGAUCUUCAGCUGUCUCAUCACCGAGAGCUGGCGGAGCUGCUCAAGUGGCCAAAGGAGCAGAUCAUGGUCGAUAGGGCUCCUAUGUAG